GAUAGUGGGGAGUGGGAUGUCCCCCUCCAUCUGCCUCCCCUUCGGGGGGGCUGAGAGCUGGUGUGGGCUGCUCUGGGGCGCAGGUCUGUCGCUGGAGAGCCUGCUGACCAACAUGAGGUGCAAGUGCAUCAAAUCGACCGCCCAGGUUAUCAACUUGGGACUGAUCCUCACCAUCGACGUCGUGCCACCUGGUCUGCACUGCCGGAGGAAGGAGAUCAUCCUCACCCUGAAGAAAAACAAGAGGGUGUGCGUGGCCCCCGAGGCGCCCUGGAUCCAGCUGCUCGUCCACAGGCUGACGCAGAGGUAUACUCGGGACAAAGCGGCAAUCUCCAACACCCCGGCGGGGCGAUGCCUCCCUCCUCACCUCUUCCUUCUUUCCGUUUCUUCCCUCCCACCAAACACGCAGGAAUGCCGCCAGGAGGGCAGCGGCGGCGCGGCCGCGGCGGGAGGCUCAGCAGCGGCCGUGCCCUUCCCCUCACGGCUCCCGCGCUCCGGCCCCGCCGCCGUCCCGAUCCACGCCAGCCCCGGGGCGCUGAAUUCCCGCUGGGACGGCAGCGGCACGACCGCUCCGCGCUGAGACACGCCGGGUGUCGCGGUACAACGCUGGCGCUUGCCCUGCUCCCGAGGUUUUGGCAGGGGCCGGGAGCCUUUCCCUGCCGCCCGACAAAAAAAAAAAGGCUUCCCCCCCCUAACAUCCCCAGGCAGCCGGCGUCUCCCUCCGCGUGGUGUGUGCCGCGAUAUUCCCGCAGGCUACCGCAGCCCAUCGAGGGCACCGUCAAUAAAUGAUGAAUGUGCU
This is a messenger RNA of Corapipo altera (White-ruffed manakin), 796 nucleotides long. RefSeq names its product permeability factor 2-like. Gene Ontology annotation, molecular function: chemokine activity; CXCR chemokine receptor binding. The record is from RefSeq and is a predicted model, not a curated record. Lineage: Eukaryota; Metazoa; Chordata; Aves; Passeriformes; Pipridae. Gene Ontology annotation, cellular component: extracellular region. The transcript is spliced from 2 exons. Gene Ontology annotation, biological process: chemokine-mediated signaling pathway; inflammatory response; antimicrobial humoral immune response mediated by antimicrobial peptide. Bases 17 to 577 code for a protein of 186 amino acids.